GGCACCAGUCGGCGCUCCCCGGCCCUGGCGGCGGAAGAGAUGGAGCAGCGUCACGAGCGCCCGGCCCCUUAAAACGCUGCUGGCUGGAGCCGCCUCCCUCCCUGCAGCCCGCGGCGGGGAUGGAGUAAAGGGGGACCCGUCAACCUGCCCGCGGGGAUCAGCGAUGGAGUUAAAGCAAUCUUUGUCCACCCAUGUGGAAACCGAGAAGCCUCUGAGACGCUAUGGGGCGGUGGAGGAGACGGCGUGGACAGCGGAGGGACUGGGGAGAAAUCAGCUGGACAUCAUCUCCAUGGCAGAGACAACCAUGAUGCCGGAGGAGAUCGAGCUGGAGAUGGCGAAAAUUCAGCGCCUCCGGGAAGUCUUGGUCCGACGGGAGUCUGAGCUCAGGUUUAUGUGAGUGCCCAGGGAGGUGGCCGAGAAAAAGAAGGGGUGGUGGAGAGGGGAUCACCCA
Messenger RNA from Ailuropoda melanoleuca (giant panda), 451 nucleotides. Its product is annotated as bMERB domain-containing protein 1. Bases 164 to 397 code for a protein of 77 amino acids. The record is from RefSeq and is a predicted model, not a curated record. Gene Ontology annotation, cellular component: microtubule cytoskeleton. The transcript is spliced from 2 exons. Gene Ontology annotation, biological process: negative regulation of microtubule depolymerization. NCBI's taxonomy places the organism in Eukaryota, Metazoa, Chordata, Mammalia, Carnivora, Ursidae.